AUGUCUGAUCCAGAUACCGAAAUUGAAAAACAAGCCGUAGAUAAUCAGCAAGAUGCUAGAGGCGCAGCGGCACAACCAACGAAGAAAAAACCUUCACCAUCAACAAUUCCGAAAGUUGUAAUCAGCGAGACUGAAGACGAAGCCAACAUCCCGAGUACUCAACGAAUUCAGCACAUCAAGACGAGAUACUCGGAGGUGAUAGGGCUGAAACCCGCUGCAGGUCUCACUGUGCAUCAAGAGAUUUUACUGAGGCAGCUAAAGUUCAGAGUGGAGAGCAUCACCCACAUUUAUAAGGAGCUCACCACCACGAUCAUAAAUGACGAGGACGUCACCGUGGAAGAGCUGGAUGAACAGAAAGAAAUCCUUGAGACCUACUGGGCAGAGUUUCACUCACAGCAGGAAGGCGUAAUCGAAUAUCUCCCUCACGAUCAUUCCUACUUGACUGAAGGAAUCUUCGAACCGACAGCUGCCACAAAGGAGCAAAGUAUAAAGCUCAUCAGUAAGCUGAAAGGUCGGCUGUCGAAGAAAACUCAACCAGCAAGCAAUUCACCAGGCCAAGAACACCCAGACAAGCUCAAACGUCUGGAUUUGAAGGCUUUCGACGGCACCCCAUCCCAGUGUAAGGAAUUCAGAGAUCUCUUCACCUCGCUGGUCGGUAGCAAAUCAACAAUCGCACCAGUGGAGAAGUUGAUUAGGCUCAAAAGCAGCCUCAGAGGACCUCCAGCUACUCUCAUAUCGACAUUGGACAUCAACGACCAGAAUUAUGAAAAGGCUUGGCAAAAGCUCAAGGCGAAAUACGAUGAUCCAAGAUUGGUGGCUCAGUACCUGUUCAAUCGAAUACUGGAGCUACCAAAAAUCACCAAGGCCACUCAGGAGAAACUCAACCACAACACAGCAGCAGCAGUCGAGUCGCUAGACCAGCUACGAGAGGUAGUCGGUCUCUCAGAUGCGAACUUAAUUGAACAGAUGAUCGCCCACCUGCUGAGGAGAUCAUUAGAUGCAGAAACCCUCAAGCAGUGGGAAUUGAAACUGGGAGACUCCAGAGACUUUCCCAGUCUGAAGGAAUUCGUCGGAUUCGUCGAAGCCUGCGGCAGAAGAAUCAACGCAGGAUCAGAGCUUCAUGCAACACAGGAAACCAACAUCGCCGACAGGAAAUCACUGAAGAAGAAGAAGAGCUCUUACGCAGCAGCUACUCAACAAGACAGCAACGCUGAGAGGCUUCUUCCGAGAAACUGUUGUGCCAUGUGUAAGGAAAAACAUUUUAUCUCCGAGUGCCAGAAAUUCAGGGAGUUGCCUCCAACAAAGGUAGCACCGAUCAAGCGCAUGACUAUUCCAAGAUUAGAGCUUACAGCAGCUCUCUUGUUAACACAACUAGUAGCCUCAACACAGAGGAUGCUUCAGCUCGAUCAUCCAGAAACUCAUCUUUGGUCGGAUUCAGCAGUAACACUCGCUUGGAUCAGAAGCCACGCAUCAAGGUGGAAAGAUUUCGUCCACAACAGAGUGGUCAAGAUCCAGGAAACUCUCCCGAAUGCCAUCUGGAGACACGAUCCUGAAGAGUGGCCACAAUCAACAAUUGACGGUCCAGCAAUGGACAUCUCAGAGGUGGCCAAGGAAGCGAAACCAGCACGAGCACAUCCAGUUGCACCAAAAGUCAACGAACUUGCUGAGCUACUCACCAGGUACAGCUCGAUGGCUUGGCUUCUAGCAGUAAUAGCGACUAUCAACAGGGCAAUCGACAGAUUCAGGAGACUGCCGACGCCCCCGGGACCAAUCCUGUCAACAAGAGAACUCAACGAAGCGAGAUUAUUCUGGAGAAAUCAACAGCUACCACGAGGUCACCAAUUAGCAAAGCUCACACCAACCCUAGACGAGUUGAACAUCAUGAGACUUGGGGGACGCCUGAAGAACUCAGACCUACACCCUGAAGAGACACACCCAAUAAUCUUGCCACGUCAGUCGAGAUUCACCACACUGGUGAUCGAAGAAGCUCAUCGCAGAACCCUCCACGGAGGGACUCAACUCACGCUGGCCUACACCAGGCAAAGGUACUGGAUAAUCGGUGGCAGGGGUACAGUCAGAGCGUACAUUCUGCGCUGUGCUAUCUGCACCAGACACCGAGUGAAGCAGGCUCAACAACAGAUGGGUCAGCUGCCUGCAACCAGAGUAUCACCAUCCAGAGCAUUUCUUCACACAGGGGUGGAUUAUGCAGGUCCAUUCCAGAUCCUGACGUGGAGACCAACGAAUGCACAGCCAGGACAGUUGCACAUUGCAGUUUUUGUGCGCUUUACAACUUCAGCAGUUCACCUAGAACUCGUCAACAGGCAGACCACGGAAGCCUUCCUAGGAGCCUACAAGAGAUUCACCGGAAGACGGGGCAUUCCAGCUGUCAUGUACAGUGACAAUGCCACCACGUUCACCAGCGCAGCAGAAGUUCUAGAAAGGCUCUAUCACCAAGCUUCCAGAGAAAAUCAACGAAUUCAGGCUGCUCUCGCCACCAAUGGGACACAAUAG
Molecule: messenger RNA, 2511 nt
Organism: Diachasma alloeum
Lineage: Eukaryota; Metazoa; Arthropoda; Insecta; Hymenoptera; Braconidae
Exons: 4
Coding region: 1-2511 (836 amino acids)
Molecular function (GO): nucleic acid binding
Source: RefSeq, a predicted model, not a curated record